This is a messenger RNA of Lucilia cuprina (Australian sheep blowfly), 514 nucleotides long. RefSeq names its product larval cuticle protein 65Ag1-like. Lineage: Eukaryota; Metazoa; Arthropoda; Insecta; Diptera; Calliphoridae. The coding region runs from base 89 to 415 and encodes 108 amino acids. The record is from RefSeq and is a predicted model, not a curated record. Gene Ontology annotation, cellular component: chitin-based extracellular matrix. Gene Ontology annotation, molecular function: structural constituent of chitin-based larval cuticle. The transcript has 2 exons.
AUCAUAAAUCUCAAACGAUUCUGUUGGAAUACAACAAAACUUAAUUUCUCUUUUAAACGGAUUAAUAAUUAACAACACCAACAACAACAUGAAAAUCGCCAUCAUUUUUGCUGCUUUAUUUGCUGUUGCCUUGGCCGCUCCAGCUCAGGAUUACGCUCAUGCUGAGGUUUUACGUUUGGAAUCUGAUGUCAGACCAGAAGGUUACAACUUUGCUUUGGAGACUAGUGAUGGCAAGACCCAUCAAGAGGAAGGUCAAUUGAAGAAUGUUGGUUCAGAAGAUGAAGCUAUUGUCGUACGUGGUUCUUACUCCUUUGUAGCUGAUGAUGGUCAAACCUACACUGUCAACUAUGUAGCUGAUGAAAAUGGUUUCCAACCCGAGGGUGCCCAUUUGCCCAAUGUACCAACUGGUCAUUAAGUCAAAAAAAAAAAAAGAUCUGUUAAAACUAAAAACCUCAAAGUGUCUAAAUCGAAAGUAUUAUUCAAUUCCCUAAUAAAGGCAAAGAAAGUAAUUAUA